GUUGCUCUCUCGCCGCAGUAUGAUUUACCACUGAAAAAUUAGAGCAGAAAAUCCACUUUUUAGCGUUCCGAUAUUUGCCUUCUGGCUAGGAUUUUCUAUAACUGAUCGGUGCUAUCUGGGCUUUCCUAAUUUUCCAUCCGAUAAAUCGCGCUGAACACUUCUCAACUGCCAUCACCGGCUGCUGUUGCUGCAGUGUCUCCAGCUGAAACUGGUGUCCGUGCCUAAUAUUUAGGUUCCCGCAGGUUUCCAGCGUAUCGAUACCUUUCAAGAUCGGCAGGGACAGUUUUCUGCGUUAUGGCUGGACACAGUCACGGACGCUACGACCACAACUGCGGCGACAUGGUUAACGGUAGCCAGAACUGCGAUACCUUUCUUUUCACCUCGGAAAGCGUCGGUUCGGGACAUCCAGAUAAACUGUGCGACCAAAUCAGCGAUGCCGUCCUGGACGCUCAUCUCCGUCAGGAUCCCAAUGCCAAGGUUGCGUGUGAAACCGUAGUGAAGACCGGAAUGGUGUUGAUCUGCGGUGAAAUCACCUCCAAAGCUGUUGUGGAUUAUCAGGCUGUGGUACGGCAAGUCAUUAAGGAUGUUGGCUACGACACUUCCGAAAAAGGAUUUGAUUUUAAAACCUGUAAUUUGCUGGUGGCACUGGAGCAGCAGCAUCCCGAAAUCGCAGCUGGUGUACACGUGGGGCGUGAUGAGCUGGAUGUGGGGGCCGGCGAUCAGGGUCUGAUGUUUGGGUAUGCAUCCGAUGAAACCGAAGAGGCCAUGCCACUCACGCUGCAUCUCUCGCAUCGUCUGACGGAACGGUAUGCCUACCUCAUGAAAAACGGCACCUUCCCGUGGGCUCGUCCGGAUUGCAAAUCUCAGGUUACAGUGGAAUAUCGUCUGGAAAACGGUGCAUGUGUCCCUCUAAGAGUGCACACCGUUGUUUUCUCUGGCCAACAUGCUCCGGACAUCUCACUCGAUGAGCUGCGACAUGAAGUUCUGGAAAAAGUUAUUAAAAAGGUUAUUCCCAAUGAAUAUCUGGAUGCGAAAACGAUCUACCAUAUCAACCCGUGUGGAACAUUUAUUUUGGGUGGACCAUAUGGUGAUGCCGGUCUGACGGGACGUAAGAUUAUUGUGGAUACCUAUGGCGGAUGGGGUGCUCAUGGCGGUGGAGCGUUCUCGGGCAAGGAUCCGACCAAGGUCGACCGAUCGGCGGCGUAUGCGGCGCGUUGGGUAGCCAAGUCUUUGGUGAAAUCGGGAUUAGCGCGCCGUGUCCUGGUGCAAGUGUCGUAUGCUAUUGGCAUUGCAGCUCCGCUGUCCGUGACCGUUUUCCACUUUGGCACCUCGAAAUAUUCCGAGAAACAGCUGCUGGACAUUGUGAAUAAGAACUUUGAUUUACGCCCGGGAAAAAUCAUUAAGGAUUUGGAUCUGAAACGCCCCAUCUACAAUGAAACAGCCAGUUAUGGGCAUUUUGGACGACCUCAGUUCACCUGGGAGAUACCGAAGAUUAUUGAUAUGUAAACAGCAGAAUGUUAUCUAUGCAUGCACGUUUGAUGGUUCUUAGAGAGUAUUACCAUUCCGAAGAUUGUGCAUAAUUUUACAUCAGGGAUCGCCGUUGUUCAUUUUGGUGGGAAUCUGUCUGCAACCCGUCUGCCUUUUGGUAGCACAGCUUUGCUCAUUGUUGUUAGCGGUUUUAAAGUUUUAAUUUCACAAAUUCCAUCCAGGGCUCUUUCUCUUCAAAGUACGCUGUGGGCUAUAUAGAGGUGUUACUUAUUUUGUUGAAUAAACAGAAUAAUCAAAAA
Paramacrobiotus metropolitanus is the source of this 1787-nucleotide messenger RNA. RefSeq names its product probable S-adenosylmethionine synthase 4. Gene Ontology annotation, molecular function: methionine adenosyltransferase activity; ATP binding. Gene Ontology annotation, cellular component: cytosol. Gene Ontology annotation, biological process: S-adenosylmethionine biosynthetic process. Lineage: Eukaryota; Metazoa; Tardigrada; Eutardigrada; Parachela; Macrobiotidae. The coding region runs from base 295 to 1506 and encodes 403 amino acids. The transcript is spliced from 7 exons. The record is from RefSeq and is a predicted model, not a curated record.